AGCUGUAGACAGUGGAAGUACAAGUUGCAGUGUUGGUCAGUGCGUCUAUACAAUAAAGAGGUAAAGAGAUAUUGGCUAAUGUUGCUAAUGUUAGUGUUAAACCUUAAACAAUCUCUUAUGUUUGUGUAUUUUUACACAUUAGUGAAGAAAUUGGCUUUUAAAUCGAUCAUUUCAUGCUGCUAAAAGUUUCUGCUGGAGCACUGAUCAGAAGCACUUUGACUAGUUGACUGCUGGAGAGACACCCACCCAAGGGAGAUACAGGGAGAUAUUUCACACUCUGCGUCAAUCAAACAUCCCUGCCUCGUCAUCCACUAAAAAGGCAUGGACUUCACCAACACCACAGGUCCCCGCAGUAACCAGACAGACCUCAGCAGUGUGUUCACGCGGCAGGUGCUGCCCGUGCUCUACCUGAUCAUCUGUGUGGUGGGGCUGGUCCUCAACAGCCUGGCAGCCUGCAUCUUCUUCCGCAUGUCCAGCUCGUCGGCGCUUAUUGUCUACCUGAAGAACAUGAUGAUGGCCGACCUGCUCAUGCUCCUCACCUUCCCCUGGCGCAUCAUCAGCGAGGCCGGUCUCGGCGGGCGCCUCCUGAAGGAGCUCACGUGCCGCUACACGGCGGUGGUCUUCUACCUCAGCCUGUACGCCGGCAUCCUCUUCAUGGGCCUCAUCAGUCUGGAGCGCUACGUCAAGAUCGUCCACUCCUCCUGCUCUUCCUCCUCCUUGCCCUACGCGACCUCCAUCUGGUCAUCGUCCUCCUGCUCGUCCCUCCUGCGUCACGCGAGGUUCGCCCGCGCUCUCUCCCUGCUGGCCUGGCUGCUGCUGCUGCUCUGCAUGCUGCCUAACUCCUUCCUGAGCAACAAGCCUCUGCCAGCCAGCAGUCAGUGGAGCUGCAUGAAGCUGAAGAGCAGCCUGGGCAUAGAGUGGCACCGCAUCUCCAGCCUGCUGAGUGUGGGCAUCUUCUGGGCCACGCUGCUGCUGCUGGCGUUCUGCUAUGCUUCCAUCGCGCACCGUGUCUACCGCCGGAUGGGCCGCAGUGGCAACCAGCAGGUGCGACGCAAAUCCAACCGCAGCAUCCUCAGCAUCCUUGCCGUGUUCUUUGUCUGCUUCGUGCCGUACCACGUGUGCCGUGUGCCCUACACUCUGAGCCAGAAGAGUGACUACGGCUUCUCUGACAGGAGUCGCUUCAUCCUCUUCCAGGCCAAGGAGGCCACGCUGUUCCUGGCGUCGCUCAACGUGUGCCUGGACCCCAUCAUUUACUUCUUAAUGUGCCGCACGUUCCGCGAGUCGCUGCUGCCGAAGCUGCCCUGCUGUGCACAGCCGAAGCAGCAGCCCACCAGACGGAGCUCUGUCUCAAAUGGCGGUAGCAUCAGCACCGUGUGAAUGGGGCACACACUGAGUAAGACUAAAGACCAAAGACUGAAGGAGAAUGAGACACAGAGAAAAAAAAAGGGAGUGUAACUGGUCAGAGAAUGCAGCGGAGAGAGAAAACAGAGAAAAGGAGAUGGAAGAGGAAAGGAGAUGGAGAAGAAGAGAGAAAGAGAGAUGGAGUGGCACAUAGCGAGGACAAGGGAUCUGCCAGUUUCAGUUUGCAAGUCAGCUAAAGAGAAAAGCAGAAAUCAAUCAUGCUUCUGCUCCUGUAUUUCCUGGCAGACAGAACAGGUUGAGUCACACACAUUCACAUUCACACGCACAAACCAGGAAACAAAUAGAGUGGCAUUUGGCUCAGAACAUUACUAUGUUUUUUAAGAUGCUUUGUAAGACUCUUUAAAGCCUGUUCCUGCUGCGAUGAAAUAUUGUAUUGAACUAUUAUUCAGUUGUUUUUAGCUAACAAAAGAACACAAAAGGACAUUUCAACAUUUCAUCUGAUUGUUCUUUGAUACAUACCCCAGCAUUUUAAUCCCACAUACACAUUGCUUGUCUCUAAGAUCCCCCACCUCUCAAAGAACAAAUGUGAACCCAUGUAAAAACAACAUGACAUAUUUUUAAGAUAAAAUGAAAAACAUCCUUUAACAGAGUUGAACAUCUACAGGUCAGGUUGGUGCCACAGCCUUUAGCAAAUCUGCUAGCAUUGCUACAUAGCAGUGUCAGUGACCUAGUCCAGAUGGAUGUUAUGUAAUCAGAAGCUGCUCUAGGCUGAAGGUUAAGGAAGAAACAGGGGGAGUCUGUGGCAGGGUGCAUUUCCCUCAAAAAACACACACCACAGGAGGAUACUGUGCAGGGUGCGCACAGACACUGCUCGCUCGCACGCAUAUGUUUACAGAUACCAUAAAUACAAUUAUGAGCAUGCAAGCACACACACACACACACACACACACACACACACACACACACACACACACACACACACACACACACACACAGGAUGCACUGCUCACACCCACAUUCUUUAUUUGGAGAGCUCACACAUUCCAAAUUCAGACACACAAACACACACACACACACACAAUGGAACACCGGAACUGUGAAAAAACUGUUGGUUGGAAGUAUGUGCACUGCCAUCGACAGUGGAGGACUUUAAGCCAUAGUGAAAUCCAAUUUUGUAUGUCUUGUUGCGUUAAUUAAUGUAAAUGAAACAUGCUCUGGUCAAUAUGUGUGUACGUGUAUUGUGUGGAUUAUUGUGUAUUUGGUGUGUAUGUGUGUGCUUGUGGGCUACAGCUACAGAACUAAGCCUUUUGGACCUGUUUUCACACCUGUAGCUCAUUUGCUCUGUGCUAUAGCUCAUUUGCUCUGGUGUUUUCACACCUAUAGCUAAUUCGCUCUGUGCUAUCACACCUAUAGCUCAUUUGCUCUGGUGUUUUCACACCUAUAGCUCAUUUUCUCUGGUCCGAAUCACUUGAUAAGUUUGUAAACUUGGAACAUUUUGCCUUUUGUUCGGUUUCUUUUACAGAGAAAGAUCCAGGCAAACUAAAAUGCAUCACUACAAACCACAUGAAAUCAUUCACUCCAUUUACUGGUCAUAUGUGUCUGGGGGAGCAAAACAGUAAAUACAGGAAGAAGGUCCUGUGUUCUGGACUAGUGCCUACAGGGAGGGGGAAUGAAAAACCUAUACCCCUAGUUGAUGGUUUAAAAAUAUAUAUAUAUUUAUGAUAAUAAAUACGCCUGUCCUGCUCUUG
Messenger RNA from Clupea harengus (Atlantic herring), 3110 nucleotides. RefSeq names its product P2Y purinoceptor 14. The record is from RefSeq and is a predicted model, not a curated record. Gene Ontology annotation, biological process: G protein-coupled receptor signaling pathway. Gene Ontology annotation, cellular component: membrane. NCBI's taxonomy places the organism in Eukaryota, Metazoa, Chordata, Actinopteri, Clupeiformes, Clupeidae. Gene Ontology annotation, molecular function: G protein-coupled purinergic nucleotide receptor activity.